AUGUCUGACAAUUCUACAGAUCCAUUGCGAAGCCGUUACUUGCAAUUUUGGCUUGCCAUGUCCCAAACGGCUCCCAAGGCUACCGUUGUCAUGGACGGAAAAACGGUGGUCCAAGGCAUUUUUCGAGGAACCGAUAGUGAAAACAAUCGCUUCCGCUUUGAUCAGCUUGAAACACCCAUGGGCACUUACGAACGCACGGUUUUACGUGGUCCCGAUCGGCUGACCGUCGUCGUCGUACUGUAUGCGUCUGAGAACGUUUAUCAAGAGGAGCAUGGAGAGUGCAUGUUUGUUUCGUUGGCUCUAGCAGGAGGAACAAGGAACAAGGGCGUGUCGAUGAAGUACGUUGUUGUUUGGGUUCAGCAGUCAAUCAAGGAUUUUUAUUGUGCGGCAUGGAGCCCGGCAAUGUGA
Molecule: messenger RNA, 408 nt
Organism: Radiomyces spectabilis
Lineage: Eukaryota; Fungi; Mucoromycota; Mucoromycetes; Mucorales; Radiomycetaceae
Exons: 3
Coding region: 1-408 (135 amino acids)
Cellular component (GO): SMN-Sm protein complex
Source: RefSeq, a predicted model, not a curated record